AUGCGGGACGCGCUUGUCGCUCAUCCGCUCUCGAAAUCUCAUCCGCGCACCUCGCGCAUCCGCGCUCAUCUCUCAUCCAUACUGGCCCACAAUCCGCGCUCGUCUCUCAUCCGCCGUCGUGUUUGGUGCGGGCUCGUCUCUCACUGCAUGUGUGCGCGCUGUGAAUUCACGAGCGCGCACCUAGACUGCAUGUGCGCUAUGCCGCCUGCAUGUGCGCUAUGCGACUGCAUGGCCGCAAUGCGACUGCAUGUGCGCCAUGCGACUGCAUGUGCGCCAUGCGACUGCAUGUGCGCCAUGCGACUGCGGAAGACUGCAGUCCGCGCGCUCUACAACUGCAUGCGCCUCCACCCCUCUCGCCUUUCCUGGAUCCGCGUUGCUCUCUCCCUCCGUCUCUUCCUCCGCUCUCCCCUCUGCCCCUCCCUCUCCUCCCUGUGCAUGAACGACAGGCUCCAACGUCACAGCGCCCACACGCCGCUCCCCCCACCGGGUCAGCGCCCCCCCCGCUCACCAGGCAGCGCCGCGCGCUCUGCUGGCCGCGCGGACAACACGGGCGAGCAUGCUGCACGCGGAGUUGCCAACGGACGGUGUGCAGCGUUUCUUCAAGUGGAUGCUGCUGCUGCAGAGGUAGAGGGCGAAGCCCUCACUACAGUACAGCACUGUCGCCUGGGAUUAUAG
Closterium sp. NIES-65 is the source of this 675-nucleotide messenger RNA. The record is from the annotation of a GenBank genome assembly. NCBI's taxonomy places the organism in Eukaryota, Viridiplantae, Streptophyta, Zygnematophyceae, Desmidiales, Closteriaceae.